Molecule: messenger RNA, 789 nt
Organism: Phaeoacremonium minimum UCRPA7
Lineage: Eukaryota; Fungi; Ascomycota; Sordariomycetes; Togniniales; Togniniaceae
Product: putative frequency clock protein
Exons: 1
Coding region: 1-789 (262 amino acids)
Biological process (GO): regulation of DNA-templated transcription; circadian rhythm
Cellular component (GO): nucleus; cytoplasm
Source: RefSeq, a predicted model, not a curated record
AUGGAUGACACAGAUAGCGCCAUUGAGUUGGAUUUCGAUUUUCCGUGGUGCGAUGAACCCGGAAAGGUCCAUGCGAAGACCCUUCAGCCUUUGCUCGAACCCUGUGGCCUGGGCGGUGUGAUGCCUGAAGACCACUUUGCAGUCCUCGCCAUCACACGGCAUCCUCGGAACAUCAGGUUUGACUCUGAUGACUACGACACAACGGAAGCCAUCAUCAACAGAUUGGCGACCAUGUCCACGGCGUCACCACAACCCACUGGGCCUUCUCGACCAGUAACACCCGUUGUGAAGUAUGAUUUUGUAUCAGCCAAGAUCCGACCUCUGAAGCCCAUGCCCCUCCCGCAGCCCUCUAUGUUCUAUCCUCCUUUUAGCACCAGCUCUGAGUCAGAGGAUGAGAGCAGUCCAGAGUCUGCUGGAGAGGCUGACGAUGACGAGAUGUACGACUCGCCGCUGUCUGUCCACAAGCGGGUCAACCGCAACAAGUCUAACGUCAACACCUAUCCGGAAGGAGCCGAUCUCAGCUCGAACGACGAGGAAGACGAUGCUGAGGACGACAAUGGCUACGAAGCCUCCGUCGGCAGCUCCGUGUCCCCAAGAACGCGGAAUGCCAACAAGCAGCGCAGGCAAAAGUCCAUGAGUGUGGCUACCAGCGCCAGCGCCAGCGCCCCAGCAAGUGGCAAGAGUGUCGAGGCUGUAAGGGCCGGCAGCUCUCUCGCUACCGCCGGUGACGUGGGUAGUGUCUAUAUUGCAACUAGCCAGGAGGAGGAUGCAUUGAUUGAUUUCGGAUGA